Messenger RNA from Naegleria lovaniensis, 1095 nucleotides. RefSeq lists its product as uncharacterized. Bases 1 to 1095 code for a protein of 364 amino acids. Lineage: Eukaryota; Heterolobosea; Eutetramitea; Acrasida; Naegleriidae. The transcript has a single exon. The record is from RefSeq and is a predicted model, not a curated record.
AUGACUACACUCGGACCAAAUAGAGAAAAAGUUGAAAUUGCAAAGAUUGGUGGUUUAGAACUUUUUUCUAAUGAAUUUGAUAUGUUACACACUUUCACAGUAGCCAAAUUGACUGCUAAUAUGUGGAGAGAUACACUCGAGUCAUUGAAAAAUACAUUUCCUAAUGAUCAGCAGUUGAGAGUGGCGGCUGAGUAUUGGGACAAGUUGCCACAUGGUGUUCUCGAAAUUAGUCCACAUGGUAUGGUAGACAGAAACGCUUACUACCAACGUCUUCGUACUGGAUGUCAACUCAAGUUUGGUUAUUUCAAAAGCGAGAAAGGAGAAUCGAUUUAUACUUGUCGUACACCUGAUAUUGUUGCUCAUGAAACUGGUCACUAUUCACUCGAUCGUUUGCGUCCCACAUUUAUGCAGUCGAAAAAGACACAAACACGUGGCCUUCAUGAAGCAUUUGGAGAUAUAUCUGCACUAAGCUUUGUGUUUGCAGAUGAUGCAAUGGCCAACGCUUUGAUUAAUUCCACCGAUGGUAACCUUCACUCGUCAGAAAACUUUGCUGCAAAGCUUGCAGAACAAUUUGGUAUUUCAUUAGGAAUGCAUGGCUAUCUUCGUAAUGCGGAUGCUGAUUAUAAACUUUCUGAGGUCGAAGAUGAAGAACAUGCAAUAUCAGAAGUUUUUACUGGAGCGUAUUAUGACGCACUUGUGAGGGCUUUUAAUGAUGCUACUGACAAAUAUCCAUAUUACAAUUAUUCGAAUUUGUUGCAGGCAGUUAGCGAAUAUGCUCGCGGUCUCUUUUUGCAUGCAAUUGUGACUGUAGGUGAGCAACAACCAGAGUUUGUUGACAUUGCCAAUCGUCUUAGCGAGAUUAUUGAUCAACAUGAACAAAAGGCACCUGCAAGAGUUGCAUAUCUAAAGUCUUUGGAUUGGAAAGUGUAUUUUGCAGAGGAAUUUCAGCGACGUGAGGUCAGCGUACCUGCCAAUCUACUACAGCAUGUUCCUAAAGAAAAGAUGACAAAGACUAGCAUGAUCCAACAGAGAUCUAAGGAACAGAAAGAGAAUUUGAAAUCAGUAUGUAGUGGUCCCCUUAUAUCCGAUCAAUAG